Messenger RNA from Aspergillus homomorphus CBS 101889, 1434 nucleotides. RefSeq names its product FAD-dependent oxidoreductase. The record is from RefSeq and is a predicted model, not a curated record. Gene Ontology annotation, molecular function: FAD binding; monooxygenase activity. Bases 1 to 1434 code for a protein of 477 amino acids. The transcript is spliced from 2 exons. Lineage: Eukaryota; Fungi; Ascomycota; Eurotiomycetes; Eurotiales; Aspergillaceae.
AUGAUGGACGUGGGAUAUGAAGCGACUCCGCCGCCUUCCGCUGGGAAGGAUUGGGCCAAUUUUUGGAAUUUUGUCGACCGAGCACCCCCCACCGAUGACAGCGAUCCCGUCCCCCGCGAUAUCCUCGUUGUCGGCGCCGGCAUUGCAGGCAUUGCCGCUGCCCUGGCUCUUUCCAAAGAAUUGACGCCUUUUGUCCCCGACCUCCGUAUCACUGUGUAUGAACGACACGAUAUCCUGUCCACCUCAGGUGGUGCCAUCAACCUCACUCCCGUCGCCCAACGACAUCUCGAUCGCCUCGGGGUUCUAGCAGAACUGGAUCGACUUGGACCGGAAGGUGGUACUGACGUGGACGCCAUCGAACUCUACUCUAGUCGUUCCGGGCGGUCCCUCGGAUCGGUCGACUUUGUGGAUGAACAUGGUAAUGGGUAUGGCGGAUACAAGGGUCGUCGUGUGAUGCGCAUUGCUCUCUCGGUGGCCAUGUUGACGGUCGUCGAACGAUCCCAGAACGUCAACGUUGUAUUUGGCAAGAAGCUGCUUCGGGGAAAGGAAACCAAAGACAAGGCCACGUUAUACUUCCAUGACGGUACUACAGCUACGGGCGACUUGGUCCUUGGAUGCGACGGUGUUCACUCGGCAACUCGCAUGUAUUGGGUUGACCCCGACAGCCCUUCCGAGUACACCGGUAUCUCCUUCUGCCAAACUCUGGUUGAUACUAAGAAGAUCACCGCCCCUGUCCACUUCCGUUCCACCUCCAUGAACAUUUCUCGUCACGGGUCAUUAUUGGCCAGCUACUGUGACCGGGACCACGAACAGAUCUUUUUGGCCGCCAUUGUCCAGUUCCGAGAGGAGCUGCUUGGGCAUUACCGCAUGGACCCAGGCCAGGACUGGCGGCGAACUGCUGCGAUCAAACAAGCCCUGCGGCAAGAGAUGCAAGAUCGCUUUGGUCGAUCGGGAGUUCCUUGCAUCCGAGACUUUGUCAAAAAGGCGGACGACUGGAUGUUGUAUCCUGUCUGGCAGGUUCGACCUAACACUCGGUGGUAUCGGAACCGAGUGAUUUUGCUGGGUGAUGCAGCACAUGCGAUGCCCCCUCGUGAUGAAUCGGCUGCGUACGCCCUGGAUGAUGCCAUCCUCUUCUCUCGAAUUCUCGCCAAACAUCGCUAUGAGCCUCUGCCCGUGGCCUUCAAAGCCUACGAAGAUCUGCGCCGAGGCACGGUGAACGCGGCUUUCCAGGUAUCCCGCCGGAUGUGGGAGAAGAACCGCGACAUGGGCUUCCUGGAAGGCCGGCUGAAGGAAUGGACGUACCCGAUGCAGGUUCGCAAUACGAAAGACGCCCGCGAGGCGGCGUGGGAAUUCGAUGCCACUAAGGUGUCCAUUCCCGGAACGUUCAGCGAUCAAUCCUCAUCGCUCUACUCAUCGGAGCGAGAUUUUCUUUAG